This is a messenger RNA of Penicillium samsonianum, 2545 nucleotides long. Its product is annotated as Ytp1 family protein. The record is from RefSeq and is a predicted model, not a curated record. The transcript has 4 exons. Lineage: Eukaryota; Fungi; Ascomycota; Eurotiomycetes; Eurotiales; Aspergillaceae. The coding region runs from base 356 to 2125 and encodes 589 amino acids.
GUUUUAUUAGCAGCCCUGGAGUUUCCGGUACUUCAUUCCUUGCCCCGCCUGGACUUAUAUACUGCAUUCCCUCGCGGAGUCUCAUACUUCAGCCCUACAGCUUCAACUCCAACUACAUAUAUUCGACCAGUCUAGUUCGUCAGACGCCUCCAAAUAGUCUUGUCUAGGCUUGGAGGAGUACGAAAAACAAGAAUAAUUACGAACCCAGCUAUCGGUUUGACAGGUUCACUACGUCACGAUUCCAUAGAGCUUCGACCUCGGCUGGUUGGAGCUCUAUAUCCCACAAUCACUUGCAUUUUUACACAUACAGACAUACACAACAUUAUUUUUUGCAAUAUAACACAUCUUCGUCCUAAUGCGGCCUAUAGCUACUCGGGUCGCAUUGGCGGCAACUUUCACUCUGCUUCUCGCAUCGCUUGUAACCGCGCUUCCACACGGUGACGAUGAAUCAAUGGACAUGGGAAUGGAUAUGCAGGCGAGCACCGACGCGCCGCAACCUACGACCACCGCGAUGCAAGCUACCACCGAUGGUCCGAUGAGCUAUUUUGCAUAUAGCAAGCACUCCAGCGCCAUUAUAGCUCACAUUGCCCUCAUGGUUCUGGGAUGGUGCUUCGUUCUUCCUGUUGCUGUUAUGCUGAGCAUCGCGCGCUCAUGGCUCGCGCUUCCAUCACAAUUCCUCUUUCUGGCCUUCAACGCCUUCGGUGUCCUACUCGGCAUUAUCUAUAACAGCCAGACGCCAGACCUCUAUGUGAACAACGCACACCACAAACUCGGCUGGGUCGCGACGUGUGUUAUCAGCGCCCAGGUCGUCCUCGCUUUGCUCUUUGCCUACGCUGGCCGCGGCGAGUCGAAUGCGCCCUCUUAUGAACAUGAUGCGUUCUUGCCUGUCGCGACUGUUGACCAUGAUAGUGAGCAUAUUUGCCUUAAUAGUGCGAUACGCGAGCACCGCUGGUCUCGCGAUAGUGGCCAGGGCACGGAUAGGAACUCGUCUUCUAUCCAUAGCCCUGGAUCGUCGUCUUGUGGGUCGCCUACCGAAUACGAUGGAUUUGAAAAGCCAGACGAACUGCCAACGAAGGAUACCGCUCAACGCGGCUGGAUUCAUCUCACAGCUGUUGGUCGCUUCCUGUCCAAGACUGUCCCUGGUCUGAUUCCCGGCCGGGUUCUCCACGUUUUGAAUGUGGUGUAUAACAUCAUUGAUCGUGUCAUUCUUCCAUUCGGAUUUGCGGCUAUUGCGAGCGGGGCUGUGACUUACGGUGGUAUCAUGAGGGGUAUGGAGAUCUUCAAUGGGCUAGCGCACUUCAUCAAGGGUGGUAUCUUCUUCUGGUAUGGUGUCCUGACACUUGGACGCUAUAUUGGUUGCUGGGCAGAUCUGGGCUGGGCCUGGAACAAGAAGCCCUCUGCGUCUAUUGUUGGUUGGAAAUCCAAGGUUCCCUCGGCUGAAGCUACAGAGUCGUUCGUCAUUUUCCUAUAUGGCGCGACAAAUGUUUUUCUCGAGCACCUCUCCAACGCGGGCAAGCCAUGGUCUGCUACAGAUCUCGAGCACGCUUCAAUUUCCGUGCUGUUCUUCGGCGGCGGUCUGGCUGGUAUGCUUUUCGAAUCUACUUGCAUCCGUGACUGGGUCAACAGCACCGUCCUCCAAGCCCCUGCUCAUGGUACCUCGGAUGAAGCCUGGACGCCACCGAAGUCGCAGGGCGUUUCCUUGAACCCCAUGCCAGCCCUAGUCAUUAUGUUGCUUGGCAUGAUGAUGGGGUCGCACCACCAGACCACCAUGACAUCGACUAUGGUACACAAGCAGUGGGGUAACAUGCUGGUUGGAUUUGCGCUGGCGCGCGGCAUGACAUACGUUCUGUUGUACCUCAAGCCAACGACCUCGUACCUCCCGGCUCGUCCCCCGACAGAGAUCAUCGCUGCAUUCUGCCUGAUCUCGGGAGGUCUGAUUUUCAUGUUGAGUACCCGUAAUGUGAUUCAAGCGAUGGAGUACUACGAACUGGACGCAAUGUUCACCUUCACCGUUGGCCUGGGCUUCAGUGCCUUCAUCAUGGCUUAUGAGGUAUUGGCAAUUGCCAUCAAGGCCUGGGCUAUGAAGCGUACCCAGCGCUCACGGCCAAACUUCCGCUUCGAGUGAAAAUUCCGUGAUAUGUUUCCUUUGAUACCCCCUUUACACUUCUGAGGUUUUUGUUUCAUGCUGGAAUAUACGGAGUCAUUUUGUUUGUGAAUUCUUCAUGCGACAUGAUAUUCCCCGCAGAGAAAGAUACCCCGCGAAGGACAGUCGGACAUGAUAUUUUGUGACGUUGAAUGUGUGAAUGGACUAAUGUGGUAAUAAUGGUUGGUGGGAUUGAUUGGGACUAGAUGUCCUAAUCUCCCAGAUACAUGCAGUACAGGUGUUCCUAUGCAAUGUUGACUGUUGUCUCUUCAAUCAAGUAAGAUUGUACAGUGUUGGAGUAGAUACAUGGAGUUAAGAGCUUAUCCCCGAACCGUCAUCGGGUCGGGUGCGCGUGCCGAGUACCGCAAGGCAAUCAGAUCCCCUCUCAUACAAUUUUCUAAA